UCUUACCACUAAAUGAAAACCAGGCUUAAUCCAUUAUCCAUGAGUUGCGUCUAUCACAAGUAGAUGGAUAAUAAGUUACAACCACAACCAGCCAAAAUUAUAAAAGCAACAAAGUUUUGGGUCAGCGGGUAAAUAUAAUUAGAGAAAAAACGCAAUAACUCAAGCGGAGCCCGAAUCGACAGUCACUAUUGUCGGAACAAAUUCCACAACGUGCAAAGGCUGCCCGGAGAAAUGGACUCAAACUGUGGCAUUUGAAGAGGUAUAUAAAUACCACGUAGAAGCCUUCAGUUGAUCAAAAUGUCAGGUAUAACCGAGUCAUGGCUGGAUAAUGCAACUUGUGGCAUAGAAUGCGUGUGCAAGGUUCUUUUGCUGGGAGACUCAGGUGUUGGAAAAACCAGCUACGUUCAUCAAUACGUCCACGGAUAUUUCUUGAAAAAAUUUGUAUCGACUAUCGGUAUGGAUUACAGGGAAAAGUAUUUGGUCCAUCACCCCCGAGCUCCUGAUGGAACAAAAGCAACAAAAGGACAAAGAAUACACCUACAACUGUGGGACACUGCAGGACAGGAGAGGUUUCGUAGUUUAACAACAGCAUUUUUUCGUGAUGCGAUGGGCUUCCUGCUAGUAUUUGAUCUCACCCACGAGCAGUCAUUUGUAAACAUUAGAAACUGGCUUAGUCAAUUACAAACACAUGCAUAUUGUGAAAACCCUGACAUAGUAUUAUUGGGCAACAAGGCUGAUCUUCAGGAGUCUAGAGUAGUAGAUAGCAAUGAAGCAAGAAAUGUUGCAGAAAAUUUAGGACUAAAAUACUUUGAAACAAGUGCUGCAACUGGACAGAAUGUAAAUGAAGCUGUGGAAUCACUACUUGACCAGGUCAUGAGACGUAUGGAAACUUGCGUUGACGCAGAUCUAUUGCCCAGCAGUUUUAUAAAUAACAAUCGUCAUUCAACCAGACUUAGGGAAGUUGAUGAGGCAAAUGAAGAGUCAAGUUGUCCAUGUUAAUAAUAAACCACAAAUAAAGAUUUUUCGCACUAGCCAAUGUCAAUAGCCUGGAAUUAUUUAUAUGCAUCACUCUAACUGCAUAUCCAAAUAAUAUCAUUUGACUAGAUAUCUCCAUAAAUAUAUCUUAAUAUUGGCUAUAUUUACUGUUGAUACGCAAUUAGUGUCUUUUUUCAUGUAUAUAUUGAUAGAUGUUCUAAUUUGCAUCUUUCCAAAAUUCAUGUAAACCUGAAAGACCAACUAAAACACACAUAAAUAGUAGUAUAACAAAUGAUCCCAUAUAUGAAUUUGUAUAUUUUCUGUAGAUGAUUAACACUGGAUGUAAGUUUGUUAAUUGAAACUUAGUUGAAGUGUGUUUUUAUUUUGUUUAGCUUUUAAAUUUCAUAAUAAAGCAUUCGUGUUUUCAGGGCUAAAUUAUUACACAUGGAAUGUAGAAAUACAAUG
Molecule: messenger RNA, 1440 nt
Organism: Dendronephthya gigantea
Lineage: Eukaryota; Metazoa; Cnidaria; Anthozoa; Malacalcyonacea; Nephtheidae
Product: ras-related protein Rab-27A-like
Exons: 5
Coding region: 298-999 (233 amino acids)
Biological process (GO): positive regulation of exocytosis; melanosome transport
Cellular component (GO): secretory granule; melanosome
Molecular function (GO): GTP binding; GTPase activity
Source: RefSeq, a predicted model, not a curated record